UCUGUUUUUUUAGUUUCAGUGACAUCAAGUGCUGGCUCUGUGUGUCGUACCUCUGAAACGAUGAAACUUCUCAUUCUGGUCCUUCAAGUGGCACUAGUUGGAUCCCUGACGGUAUCCAGUGGGUUCUUAGGGGAUAACAUCACCCUAGCCUCAGGAGCCCCACCAUCAUGGAAUCUAACCUCAAUCGAGUGGUCGAUAUUCUCAAACAACACCUGGAUAGCCACCUAUCGUGGCAAGAGGAAAAACACUGAACGGGUGGAUCGGUACAAAGGGAGGCUCAGUCUCAACAUCAUCUCAGGUGACUUGACAAUCCGUAAUCUGACCCCAGAAGACGCCAUGGAAUACACUGUAGACCUGAUCAACACUCAGAGAGAGAACAAAGGAGGCAAGACUAAGCUCAUAGUGAAACAACGCCUCCCGAAGCCAACCAUCGAGACUUUUCCCUGUGAAUCCGUAAAAGGCGGCGGCUUCCAGUUGUUUCUGCUUUGCUCUUCAACAGAUAAGAGUGUUGAUCUGUCUUGGAGUAAGACUACCAACGCUACGGUCUUCAACUCACUGAACGCUGAUGUCGCCUCUACAGCUGUUAAAGUGUUUCUCAGCACCAAACAGAACCACGUCAAAUUCACCUGCACCUCCAGCAAGAAUUCGGAGACGGCCUCGAGUGAUGUCACUCCAUCCUGUGAUGAUAACGAGCCUGAGCCAACACCACAGCAUCAUUCUACCCACAGGAAGAAUUAUAUUGCUAUUACUUUCUUUGUAGGCUUACUGGUCGGUGUACUAGUAAUGACUGUACUGUACUUUCAGAAAGGAAAACUGUGUCCAUCACCAAAAUAGCAAUGCUGUGGUCUAAAACUUGACAACUAUACAAGCAGCGUUUCAAGAAGCCAGAGUCAACAUCAACGGUACCUGAAAAUGUCAACAUUAUGUGGGACCUUUUAGGACUUUAUAAUAAUAAUAAUAAUAAUAAUGAUAUAAUAAUAAUAAUGAUAUAAUAAUAAUAAUAAUAAUAAUAAUUGGUAGAGUGGUUGUCUACUGAUUGCAAGGUCGUGGUUCGAUCCCUGACCAUGGCUACAUGUUGAAGUGUCCUUGAGCAAGAUACUGAACCCCAAAUGGCUCCUGAUGUUGUGUUCAUCGGUGUGUGAAUGAAUUCCCAAUGGGAGGUGGCACCAGUUUGCCCUGGUAGCCUCGGCCACCAGUAUGAAUGUGUGUGUGAACGGGUGAAUGAGCGUAGUGUUGGAUAAAAGCGCUAUAUAAGUGCAGUCCAUUUAUGUUUUACAAAAACAUAUAAAAACAAAAUAGAAAAACAGACAGACAAGAGAAUUGUAGUAGUGAGGAGGUG
Molecule: messenger RNA, 1339 nt
Organism: Centropristis striata (black sea bass)
Lineage: Eukaryota; Metazoa; Chordata; Actinopteri; Perciformes; Serranidae
Exons: 7
Coding region: 61-834 (257 amino acids)
Source: RefSeq, a predicted model, not a curated record